AUCCCUCUGGCUCUCGCCGAGGAUUACUUCCCUUUGAAGGGGGCACGGGCGGGGAACAGGUGCCAUGUCUUCCCCCUCUGCCAAGUCUCCUCUCCACCUGUCCCUUUGUUGGCGGUCCAGCUAGAGAAAGUCUUCCACCACAAGAAUGAAAUGGAGACUGGAAGCCAAAAGUUCAGUCCACAAGAGGUGGAGAGCGGUCUCUCUGAGGGACCUGGGGCUGUUGCCAAGCUAUCACUCACUAAUCUGAACUCUCAGAGUUGUUUUUCUUUCUUUUGUUUAAUUACUUUUGACUCUUAGAUUCCUGUAAAGCACACGGUCUCACCUGUAACCUGAAUAGCAGCUUCAUACCACCUUCCAAGCUACCUUCUCCUCCAAUGGGAGGACCUGCCUAGGAUUAAAGAGCAGGCCACCACACCCGUUAACCCACAUCAGGGCCAGCUUCCCAGCCAACUGGGACCCGAUUCCCACAGCAAGAGCCAAGACAGUGGGACCAGCACCAACAUGAGAACCCCAGUCCUCUCCUUCCUGCUGCUGUUCUUACUGCUGCUACUGUCCAUUACCUCCUUCAGCUCCGAUCCAGAGGCAGCUGGAGGCCAGAGGCACCACAAGCUGCAUGCAUGGAGGCAUCCCCAGGGCAGAAGGCAGCUGUGCCGGUGCGAAGAUGUCUUCCAGAAAAUUCAUGAAAGAAGGAAGCUACAAGUAGCCAAGUCACCUGCAAGCCACUGCCCAUGUGUCCGCCCCAAGCACAAAUGGAAAAAACCAGGGCACCAGAAGCACUGGAGACAAAGCUGCUUCCAGUUUCUGAAGCAAUGCCAGCUGCAGAGCAUCCUCCUGCCCCUGUAGGAGCCAGGUCCCCUGCCCAGGUCCUAGAGGAAGCAUCGGUCCCGACAGUCGCUGGUCUCCUGGGAAACCUGCCUCAGACGCCAACCUUGGCCACCCCAGCAGCCCCCGGGGCUCUUCAAUAAAGAUGGAAACACUUUG
This is a messenger RNA of Sarcophilus harrisii (Tasmanian devil), 981 nucleotides long. It is a transcript of the gene CXCL17, whose product is annotated as C-X-C motif chemokine ligand 17. Gene Ontology annotation, biological process: negative regulation of inflammatory response; macrophage chemotaxis; positive regulation of monocyte chemotaxis. Bases 502 to 843 code for a protein of 113 amino acids. The transcript is spliced from 5 exons. NCBI's taxonomy places the organism in Eukaryota, Metazoa, Chordata, Mammalia, Dasyuromorphia, Dasyuridae. The record is from RefSeq and is a predicted model, not a curated record.